AUGGCCGCACAGAAAGCCGGGAUGCUUCCCGUUCGCUACCGAGCAGCAGCAGCAACGGCAGCAACAGCAGCAGCACGAACUAAGGCAAGAACAAAAGGCACAGCACGAGAUAGCAGCCGCGCCGUUUUUGCAGAAACACCGAUUCAGGAGCCGAAUGUGUCUGCUCCAACUAAACCUAAAGACAAGAAGCAAGCAAAGCUGCCUCAUCAGCAUCCCCAUCUCUGUACACGGGAGGGGACUGUGUUGUGCGAUACCAGUAGGAUGGUAUUGUUGUUCCCCACAGAGUCUUCUUUUCCCUUGGGGGAAGGGAGUAUGCCGUUUCGAUUGCCGUUGACACUACUAGCUAUCGACGGGACUUGGAAAGAGGCCAAAGAAAUGUUCAAAGCCACUCCUUGGCUGCAGCAGCUGCCCGCCGUGCACCUGCCUCUUUUGAAGACGGAGGACCAGGCAGACCACUGUGGUGGUGGUGGUGUCGCUGCUGCUGAUGCUGCUGAUUCAGUUGCUGCCGACUGCGGCAACAGCAACAGCAAAGACACAAUGGAGGCAGUCCGAGUCUCAGGAGCUUACGGGAUGAUAAGAACGCCACCAGCCCGCAUUGCAGCCAGCGGAGGAGUCUGCACGGCUGAGGCCGUCGCGGAGGCUCUGUCCAUCAUCGGCCGUUGGGCCCGGAGCGCCUCUUCCUCUUUGUUGCAAAUUGGUGAAACAACUAGGGAGACACUUCAGCGCAUAGUGUCCCUGCAGCAAGAGAUGCGAGACCGAAACAAAAACAGGCAGUCAACAGAUUGA
Eimeria necatrix is the source of this 786-nucleotide messenger RNA. RefSeq lists its product as hypothetical. The record is from RefSeq and is a predicted model, not a curated record. Lineage: Eukaryota; Apicomplexa; Conoidasida; Eucoccidiorida; Eimeriidae.